This is a messenger RNA of Magnusiomyces paraingens, 1359 nucleotides long. RefSeq lists its product as uncharacterized. Gene Ontology annotation, biological process: transmembrane transport. Gene Ontology annotation, cellular component: fungal-type vacuole membrane. Gene Ontology annotation, molecular function: transmembrane transporter activity. The record is from RefSeq and is a predicted model, not a curated record. Bases 1 to 1359 code for a protein of 452 amino acids. NCBI's taxonomy places the organism in Eukaryota, Fungi, Ascomycota, Dipodascomycetes, Dipodascales, Dipodascaceae. The transcript has a single exon.
AUGACAUUCAAAAUUUUUUCUCACAUCAGCCGUGAAUUUGGUGUUCAUUCUUUGGUACGCGCUUCGCGUGACGUGAAGCUGUUGAUCCUAAUCAAAGUUGUCAGAAUGAUAGCUUUUGGACAAUCGUCUAUUUUCCUAGUCCAAUUUUUUCAUUCACAUGGAUACCCUACACAUCUUACAGGAGCCUUUAUGAGUUGUACACUUGUCGGUGAUGUUGUUAUUUCUUAUUUCUUAACUAUGAAUGCUGACCGCUUGGGGCGCCGCAGAGUUCUUAUUUUUGGUGCAUUGCUAAUGGCGGUUCCUGGAAUAAUUUUUGCUGUAUCCAACAAUUUUUAUGUACUAUUAUUAGCUGCAAUUCUUGGAGUUAUUUCUCCUUCUGGGGCUGAUAUUGGACCUUUCAAGGCCAUUGAAGAGUCAACACUUGCACAUCUAGUACCAAAGGAACAUCGCAACGAGAUUUACGCUUGGUAUUCUUUUUCAGCCACCUUGGCUACAGCAUUUGGAAACUUUUCUAGUGGUGCAUUCGUUAAUUAUCUUACGUCUAGUCAUUUGGACUUAUCUUUACUGAGCGCCUACAAACUAAUUUUUGUUCUUUUUGCGUUUUGCGGUGCCCUUAAACUUGUGUUUUCUCUGUUGCUUUCAAACAACAUUGAAACAGAAGAAUAUUUAACACUCAAGCAGGAAGAAUCUCAAAACGCUAGAGAAACUUUGCCAUUGCUUAACGAAGAAAUACCACAAUCAGAAACCUCAUUUCCAAGCAAAAAGUUUUCUCUUUUACCCAACCUUUCUUCUGAGUCGACUGCUAUAGUGAUUAAGCUCUCACUUCUUUUUGCUCUGGACUCUUUUGCAUCUUCACUUGUGCAGCGAACCUGGAUGUCAUACUAUAUAUCAAAGAAAUUUUCUCUUAGUCCAGAAGUUCUUGGAUCGACUUUUUUUUCGACCGGAAUUAUUUCAGCUUUCACCAUGCUUGUGAGUUCUUCGAUUGCUAAAAGACUCGGUCCAGUUCUGACCAUGUCAUUAACCCAUCUUCCGUCAUCACUUCUUCUUGGAUUUAUACCUUUGCCAUCGACUUUUAUAGUCACAUUUGCCAUUUUUAUUUUCCGUUCCUGUACAUCACAUAUGAACAUUGCUCCUAGACAGGCUUUUCUUUCAAUGGUGGUUAAACCCUCAGAGCGCACGGCUGUCAUGGGCUGGACUAAUGUUGUGAGAACAAAUUCGCAAAUCUUUGGCCCAUCUAUCACAGGGUAUUUAGCUGGUAAAGAUGCACAAUGGAUUAGUUUCGUAAUUGCAGGCGUACUUAAGGUGGUAUAUGAUCUUUUGAUAGUGUUGACAUUUGCAUUGAAGAGUUUUGAUUAUUAG